AUGGAUACUAGUUGGAUUGAUUUACGCAAUGGGGAUCCUGCUUAUUAUAGUGGUUGCUUGAAAUUCAUGGAACUUGCGAAGGAGACUCUUGUUGAAGGAAAAACACGAUGUCCGUGUAACAAGUGCAAGUUAAAUAAAUGGCACUUCGUAGAAGAAGUUGGAGGACAUAUUUUGCUUAACGGUUUUCUUAAAAAAUAUCGAAAUUGGGUUUUUCAUCGUAAAGUCAAUGAAGGGAGAAAUAGCUUUGAAACCCCUAGUGGUCUAGGAAAUGCAGUAGGUCAAGAUGACAUGGGAGAGUUGCUAAGAGCAGCUUUUGGUGUUGACAAUUCAGAGUCGCAUAAUGAAUCGCAAGGCAUGCCCGAAGAUGAAGUUUUUUAUGACAUGCAUGAGGAGUUUGAUUUUCAUUGUGAGGUAGAUAAUGAAUUUCCAUCAAGUAACUCAGGUGAAGAAGAUGCUAAGUGUAAACGACUAAUGGAAGCCGCUGAUGAGGUUUUAUAUGAGGGAUGCACUACUUUCUCAAAGUUAUCCUUUAUUUUACACUUGUUUCACCUUAAGUGUAUGUUCCACUGGUCCGCAGAGUCAUUUACUAAAUUGCUUGAACUUCUAAUAGACGCAUUUCCUCAAAUUAAGGAGUUUUCAUCGUCUUAUUAUGAAGGAAAGAAGAUAGUGAACGAUUUGGGGUUAGGAUAUGAGAAAAUCGAUGCAUGUCCAAAUAAUUGCAUUUUAUAUUGGGGUGUAUUUGCAGACAAAGAUGAGUGUCAUGUUUGCCAUACAUCAAGGUGGAAAACAGUGAAAGAAAAGGAGGAUAAUAAAAGUGAGAAAGGAAAGAAAAUAUGUAAGAAGGGCGAGCCAGCUAAAGUAAUGCGAUAUUUUCCUCUUAUACCUAGGCUAAAGAGACUCUAUAUGUCAUCUAAAACAGCUAAGGAUAUGAGAUGGCAUUUUGAACAUAAAGAUGAUAAGAUCUUAAGGCACCCGUCGGAUUGUGAGGCUUGGAAAAGUUUUGAUAAAAGAUAUGUAGAAUUCGCCGAAGAUCCUCGUAGUGUUAGAUUAGGUCUAGCGAGUGAUGGUUUCAAUCCAUAUCGUCUAAUGAAUACCAAUUAUAGUACAUGGCCGGUGAUUUUGAUUCCUUAUAAUUUGCCACCGUGGCUUUGUAUGAAGCCAUCAUCAUUCAUUUUGUCCUUGCUUAUUCCCGGAAAACAUAGUCCUGGGAUGGAUAUUGAUGUGUAUUUGCAACCAUUAAUCCACGAGUUAAAGUUAUUGUGGGAAGGUGUUCCAGCCUUUGAUGCGCAUAGUGGAAAUAAAUUUAAGAUGCGAGCAGCCUUACAUUCCACUAUAAACGACUUUCCGGCAUAUGCUAUGUUGUCCGGUUGGAGUACAAGAGGUUACAAAGCUUGCCCUACAUGUGCCCAUAAUACUAAUUCAUAUUGGUUUGGCGGCAGAAUGUGCUACACAGGGCAUCGAAAAUGGUUGCCAAUUGAUCAUCCUUAUCGUUCUCAAGGUAAUUUAUUUGAUGGGGAAAAUGAAUACGGGGUUGCUCCGGUCCCUGCAAGUGGGAUAGACAUUUUGAAGGAACUAGAAAAGGUUAAGUAUGUUUAUGGACAAUCAAAGAAAGCACAACCAAAGAAAAUAUCUAAGAAAAGAAAGAGACUUCAAGGUGGAACUUCUCAUGAUGAGCCGGAUGAUGAUGAUGGUGGUGAAGAGGAAGCCAAUGUUAUUUGGAAAAAGAAAAGUCUACUCUUUGAGUUGGAGUAUUGGAAACAUAAUCCUCUAAGACAUAAUUUAGAUGUUAUGCACAUUGAAAAGAAUGUGUGUGACAAUGUGAUAGGAACUCUUUUAGAUAUGGACAAAAGUAGAGAUGAUAAGCAAGCAAGACAGGCUCUCAAAGACAAAAAUAUAAAAUCUCAUCUUUGGCCUCAAUCUGAUCCAAAUCGUGUUAAUGACCAUUUGCCUCCCGCUGAAUACACCAUGUCUACAGAAGAGAAAGAACGUUUUUUAAGGGUCAUAGAAAAGCUUAAAGUUCCCGAUGGAUACGGGUCUAAUUUGCAAAGAUGCGUAAAUAUUAAGCAGCGUAAACUUAUUAAUUUGAAAAGCCAUGACAAUCAUGUCCUCAUGCAAGAUAUUCUUCCUAUUGCUUUAAGAGCAUCGAAUGCCACUAAAGUUAUUGACUUGCUUGAGGAGUUGUCUGACUUUUUCAAGAAUAUUUGUUCGACCACUAUUCAUUCUGAUGACUUGGAUACCAUUCAGUCAAAGCUUGUAUUGACUCUUUGUAAGUUGGAGAAAGCUUUUUUACCAAUAUUCUUCACAAUCAUGGUUCAUCUACUAAUCCAUCUAGUGGAUGAGGUCAAACUUGGCGGACCUGUUCAAUACCGAUGGAUGUAUCCCAUUGAAAGGUACUUGGCAUUUUUGAAAUCUCAUGUAAGCAAUAAAGCCCAACCUGAAGGGUCAAUUGUGGAAGGGUACCUCUUAUGGGAGACAAUUACAUUCUGCUCUAGAUAUUUAGAAAGUGUCGAGACCAUAUUCACCCGACCGAAAAGAAAUGAAGAUGGUGUUCUAGACAAUGACACCUAUUUAUAUCAUUCGGGUUGUCGUGUGGUUGGAAAGCAAGAAAACGUUCGUCUCGAUGACAAAAGUUUAAGACAAAUCCAUCGCUAUGUUUUGCUUCAUUCAGAUGAGAUGAAACCGAUUAUUGAUGCUUUCAUAUGCCAAAAACGGCAAGAGGAUGAAUGUGGAGGAAGUCAAUCCAACGAAAUUGUAGAAAAUGGGUGGAUAAUCAAUGAGUUCCCUGAGUGGUUGCGAAAUCAGGCCUAUAACAUAGAUGUUAGUACAACAGAAGGAAAGUUGAGAAAAGCCUUGGCCGGUGGUUUAAGUAAUUACAGUAAAAAACUUAAAAGCGUCAUUGUCAAUGGCUACAAAUUUGAUACUGUGGAACGCGAGCGAUUUCGCAAGACACAAAAUUCUGGAGUUUUUGUGGAAGCAGAUGGCCAAGAGUAUUAUGGAAGACUCCAAGACAUAUUCGAAUUAAAUUACUAUGGUUCUUUCAAGGUUAUAAUGUUCCGUUGUGAAUGGGUUGAUAUACAUAGGGGUUUAAAAACAAACCCAAAUGGUAGUGUUCGUGUAAAUUUCUCGAAGUUGAUGCACACUGGCCGAAAUUUGCAUGAUGAUCCAUUUGUUUUCUCAUCUCAAGCAAAACAAUGUUUUUACAUUGAGGAUGAGAUACAACAAGGAUGGUCGCAUGUUGUUAAGACUAAGCCUAGGGACUUCUUUGAUAUAGGCGAUGAUGAGCCUUAA
Messenger RNA from Spinacia oleracea (spinach), 3288 nucleotides. RefSeq lists its product as uncharacterized. The record is from RefSeq and is a predicted model, not a curated record. NCBI's taxonomy places the organism in Eukaryota, Viridiplantae, Streptophyta, Magnoliopsida, Caryophyllales, Amaranthaceae. The coding region runs from base 1 to 3288 and encodes 1095 amino acids. The transcript has 4 exons.